AAGAAAAUAAAAUUCCUGCAUUGGCCGGGAAUCGAACCCGGGCCUCCCGCGUGGCAGGCGAGAAUUCUACCACUGAACCACCAAUGCGCGGUUUGUCACCUUUGCCACGAUCUUAUCUAAAGUUGUAAGAGGUUGAGGCGGACCCGGCUGGGCGACAGCGGAGGCCAGGGAACUGGUCCCGAAUGGUUGACGUGGGUGGAGCGCCAGGUCAUUCUUCCUCCCAUCCGGAUCCGGCCACCGGGCCAUAAAGCUGCCCCAUAUGGCCAGGGGCGGCCCCACACCCGGGUGCGAACAGCCCGGGCCCCCCAGCCUCGCGUUCAGGUGAGAAAAAUUCAGCCCGAGCCCAGGUUCCCAAGGAGGGGGGCGGCGGGGGCUGUUGGGGCCACACAUUUGCGCUCCCAUUUGGCUGAGGGACGGAGAAGUGGGAUGUGCUGGGGCCCCUGGUUCCAAAUGGGAGCCCCCUCCUCAAGGUCUGUGCCUCUCCCGGCUCGAGCUUUGGCAAGAAAGGCUCCGUGACAAAAGCAAGGUGCGGAGGGCCGUUGGGAGGGCUUGGAGGAAACCCCACUGGUCUCUGACUGCACAGCUAUCUUCCGUCUCGGUCUGCAACCCUGUCUUUCCAUGUCUUUGUCCCUGGCAACUUGGCUGUCCUGUUGAAUUUCUGAUUUAUCUUCUCAGGCACUUUGUCCUGAAGCCCCCAAAGGGUCAUGCUCUUGGUUUGAGGUGGGUGUUGAUCCCUUUUUUGUAUCUCUUGCUUUCCCUUUAGUGAAACUGCCUGCUCCCUGCUCCCCUCCAGUCACCAGGGACCUCCAGCAGCAAGCAGUGCGGGCACACUUGCGUGAGGUGUCCCAUCAGUCACACUCCUGAAUCUCCUACGACUACUUUUGAAUCAAAUACUUGUACUGUAAGUGGAAAGACCUCUCUACUCUUACCUGUACUUCAAAGACUUGCUUCCUCUGCCUUGAAGUUCCCCCCUCAGUCCAGCCAUCCUCAAGGAGACCUUUUUUCCGGAUCACAUACUUCCCUGGGCUUCUGUAAUGGCUACUUCAUGUCACAUGGUCUUUUCCACUAGAUCCUGCAGGGAUAAGCUGGGUCUCUCCUGCAUAACUCACUGUGACUCGCCCGAGCCUAGACCAGUGCCCUGUCCGCUCAGUGAGAGCGCAGGUGUACGGGGACUUGAAUGUAACUAACUUAGAACAGAGCGCCUCUCCCACCUCCCGGGAGAGCUUCGGUUGUGUCGGACGGAUUCACCCAGCACACUCGGGUUGCUCCCUGUCUCGACUAGGAAGCGAACCUCGGAGAUGUAUUAAACCUCAGCCUGGGGGCCGCCAGGUGCUGACUUCUGUUAGAGGGUUAGUGAGGGUACAGUAAGCCUCCAAGAAAGCUACAAUUCUGGAGGAACUCUGAAUUUCAUCCCCAAGCGAGCUCUGCCCCUAAUAGCCUCCUCUCUUCAGCUGGGUCCCGCCUCCUUAUACAGCCUUAUGGUCCGUAACCAGCCAGUGCCCCCAUUCGCCUCUCACUUCCCACACUCCCAGGCCAGUUUCUCUCCUUCCCCUCCCCCCUUCAUUCCUCCUCUUUCCGGGAGCCUCGUGCCGGGUCCUAGAAGGGCAGAAUCCGGGUGUCGAAGGGGGCGGGGUCGGGUCCUUUCCCUCCUACUAUGGGGCCGCGGAAUAUAAGACUCCAGGCGAGCAGGGACCCGGUCCACACCAGGGUCCGGAGGAGCAAUGGUCACCCGGGAUCGAGCUGAGAAUAGGGACGGCCCCAAGGUGAGAUGCGGGAGGGGAGGGAGCAGAGGUCAGAGCCAGACCUGAGUGGGCGGCGGAAACAGAGGUCUAGGGGCCUCGGUGAUGGGGAUCAGCAUCUUGUGGCCUGGAGGGCGUGAGAGGGGGCCGGUGUUGGAGUAAAAUAAGCAAGUAGAGGGCAGAGCCAAGGGAGGCGGGUGGGAACGAAAAGAGAAGAGGAUAGGCACUUGCUUUACGCUGGCCGUGAGCCAGGAGGGGCUGGCCCAAGGCGGUCUUGUAGAGAAGGCCCCGGGGCAUUGGUUCCAGAGACCUCAGACUGAUGGAAGAUUUUAGGAGAACCAGUCGAGAAGGAUGACGGCCUAGACGGUUUUGAGGGAGAAGAGGAGGCGCAGUCGCGCUAGGUAUCUCCCUUUCUAUAUUCAGUGCCGCCAGCUCUGAGCCCCGCAUCGUGCGGCCCACGUGCCUGCGCACAGAGGGUCCCCAGAGUUCUCCACUGAGACAGAGAGAGACUGCCCGAGACCGAGACGUAGAGAGGAAAGAGGAGGAGAGACACAGAGAGGGGAGGUGGGAGGACGAGACUGAGAGAGGAGAAUGCGAAGACUCGGGGAGGCGAGCUACAGAAACUGAUCUGAUCUAGGGGCAUUGGGAGGGGGAGCGGAGAGGGAUCGAAUGGAGCCGGCCCUGGGCAAUCGGGGGUAUGGGGGUCGGGGCGGAAGCCGGGCUCUCCCAGCGGCGGGAUCCGACGCCGGCGCGGCUGCGCUGAGUCUCGGUCCGGUCGGCCCGCUCUCCUUUUCCCGCUGGUCCCAGAUGCUGAAGCCGCUUGUGGAGAAGCGGCGCCGGGACCGCAUCAACCGCAGCCUGGAAGAGCUGAGGCUGCUACUGCUGGAGCGGACCCGGGACCAGAACCUCCGGAACCCGAAGCUGGAGAAAGCGGAGAUACUGGAGUUCGCCGUGGGCUACUUGAGGGAGCGAAGCCGGGUGGAGCCCCCGGGGGUUCCCCGGUCCCCAGUCCAGGACGCCGAGGCGCUCGCCAGCUGCUACUUGUCCGGUUUCCGCGAAUGCCUGCUUCGCUUGGCGGCCUUCGCGCACGACGCCAGCCCGGCAGCCCGCGCCCAGCUCUUCUCCGCCCUGCAUGGCUACCUGCGCCCCAAACCGCCCCGGCCCGAGCCGGUAGAUCCGAGGCCUCCAGCGCCUCGCCCAUCCCUGGACCCCGCCGCACCGGCCCUUGGCCCCGCGCUGCACCAGCGCCCCCCAGUGCAUCAGGGCCCCCCUAGCCCGCGCUGCGCAUGGUCCCCGUCCCUCUGCUCCCCGCGCGCCGGGGAUUCUGGCGCGCCGGCGCCCCUCACCGGACUGCUGCCGCCGCCACCGCCGCCUCACAGACAAGAUGGGGCGCCCAAGGCCCCGCCGCCCCCGCCGCCCGCUUUCUGGAGACCUUGGCCCUGAGCCUUGGGGGUGUCGGGGGGUGGGGUCUAGGGGUGGAGUAGAGACUCCAGCCCGAGGGCAGCAGAGGGACCCGGGCGUCCGGAAGAGCAGGAGGGCGGCGGGGCGCGCGGGCUUAGCGCGCGAGUGAGAUGUGGUCUAUAUUAGAGUGUCUAUAUAAAUAUAUAUUUCCCUGGUUUCUGUCCCUUUUCCCUGCCCCAACUUCUCCCUUGCGUCUAGGAUUGUACUCUCUCCGCCCCCAGCCCAGUCCCAGUCCCUUCCAGAGUCCCUAGUGCAUGGAAUAAAGUGGUUAUUAAAUCCCCGUGUGUCCCGGAGCCAGGGGCCUGCCUUUAUCUCGACGUCCAUGCCCGCUUUCCCUUCCCUUCUGUCUCCCACCCUCAGUCCUGCUCUCCAUGGCCCAAGCCUCGGGGCAGACAGGUAAGUAAAGAAGAGAGCAGAGCGGGGACUGAGAUCGAAAUUGAAACCAGGUGGAAAACGAGAGAGAUAGGGUAGGGGGAGAAGGGAUGGGAGCCUCUGAGCAAAAAAACGCAAAAAAAAAAAAAAAAAGGAAAAAUUUAAAUAAAAUCGACUCUGGUGGGAUUCGAACCCACAACCUUU
Saimiri boliviensis boliviensis (Bolivian squirrel monkey) is the source of this 3776-nucleotide messenger RNA. The record is from RefSeq and is a predicted model, not a curated record. Lineage: Eukaryota; Metazoa; Chordata; Mammalia; Primates; Cebidae.